Styela clava is the source of this 1855-nucleotide messenger RNA. RefSeq names its product matrix metalloproteinase-14-like. Gene Ontology annotation, molecular function: metalloendopeptidase activity; zinc ion binding. Gene Ontology annotation, biological process: proteolysis; collagen catabolic process; extracellular matrix organization. Gene Ontology annotation, cellular component: extracellular matrix. Lineage: Eukaryota; Metazoa; Chordata; Ascidiacea; Stolidobranchia; Styelidae. The record is from RefSeq and is a predicted model, not a curated record.
UUUCAGAUAUUUAUUUUUUGAUAUUUAAUGUUUGAGUGUAAUAAAACUGAUUCUAACUAAACGCUUGAAAGAAAACAUGAAAAAGGGCUUGUACGUAGUGUUGACGUUUGUACUACUUUGUGCAACAGGAGCGCAUCCAGCACCCACACAAUCCAAGGGAGUGGAUUUCCUGGCUCGGUUUGGAUACAUAGAUUACAAUCCUCGUCUUGGUAAUAUCAUGUCGCAACACGAUCUUUCAGCUGCCGUAAUGAAUUUUCAAAGAUUUGCUGGUUUAGAACAAACUGGGCAGCUCGAUCACAUCACCCUUGAAAAAAUGGAUUCGCCGAGAUGCGGAAACCGGGACGUAGUUGGUAGCGACGCCGCUGCGAGAAAGAAGAGGUAUGCACUUCAGGGAAGCAAAUGGCAGAAGAAGCACUUGACGUACAAAAUUGCGUCUCAUACAACUGAUAUUAGUCGCCGUGACACAGAAAAUGCGAUUAAUAAAGCUUUUAAGGUAUGGGAAGCAGAAUCGGGGUUGACUUUCAGACAAGUGAGAUCAUCGAAAGCUGACAUCGAAAUAAAAUUCGCAGAAAAAGCUCACGGUGAUGGCGACCCAUUCGACGGGCCAAGUAAAACACUAGCCCACGCAUUUUUCCCCCAAUUUGGAGGAGACGCGCAUUUUGACGAAGCUGAAAAGUGGGCUGUCAGUGCUGAUAAAGGAGUUAGUCUAUUCAUUGUUGCUGCUCACGAAUUUGGACAUAGCCUCGGUCUUUCUCAUAGCGAUGUGAAUCAAGCACUGAUGGCCCCAUUUUACAAUCCAAAUUACGACGGUCUCCAUGAUGACGAUAUUCGAGCAAUCAGAAUUUUAUACGGCUCACCCAGCGACAAGCACAGACCACAAUCUUCAACUACACCACCCAGAACAACAAGAAAGCCUCGACCAGGAAUAACAAGACAAACUACAACAACGAAAACACCCCCCGUUGGCGCUUGUAACGGAAGAUUUGAUGCCAUAACUAUGGUAAGAAACGGCACAACAUAUGCUUUCAAAGGUGAUAAAUUUUGGAAACUCAACGACCAGGGAAUGGAACCAGGAUAUCCAAAGUCAACUAAGAAAAUCUGGGGCUUGUCAGGAAAAGUUGAUGCCAGUUUAUCAUUCGGAGCUUACACUGAUUUAUUUCAGGGCGAUGUUAUUCAUCGGUAUAUCAAUGGAAUCCCAAUGCAUGGAUACCCCAAGCGAAUUUCAGAGGUUUACAAAGGAAUACCGUCAAAAUUGGACACUGCUUUUGUGUGGAGCGGCAACGGAAAAGUAUAUUUCGUUAAAGGUGAUAAAUACUGGCGAUACAACCCAUCUCUUCGUAAGUCUGACAACGGGUAUCCCCGACCUCUCUCAGUUUGGAAAGGUUUGCCAGAGCGACUGGAUGCUGCUUUGAAAUGGAAGGACAGGACGUACUUUUUCAAAAAUGGAUACUAUUGGAGAUUCGAUGAUGAACGUGUUGAAGUAGCACAAUCAUUGAAGACACCAUAUCCCCGUCGAUCAGACGCUUGGUGGCUAGGUUGUACAGACAAUACGUUAAAAUCUUCACCGGAAGAAACCGGUAUUGGAGACAAAAAUGAAGAUGUAAAUGAUGGUGAUGGCAACGGUGCUUCGUCCCGCUUCAAUACUGUACCACGUGCUAUGUUGUCAACUCUGUUGAUGUUUAUCGUAUCGAUGCUACUUUGUUGAUGAUCUCAAGCGUUAGCUAGCUUCUUACACUAACAUGUGAAAAACUCACCCAGAAAUUGAGUCGAGGACAAGAUCUCGAUACAAACGGAAAACAACUAGGAUGUAAUCGAACCUGCAAGUGAUGAGUACAAAACUGGAUAGAAAAUUAUC